Messenger RNA from Acyrthosiphon pisum (pea aphid), 2788 nucleotides. RefSeq names its product protein kinase shaggy. Gene Ontology annotation, biological process: signal transduction; cell differentiation; regulation of microtubule cytoskeleton organization. Lineage: Eukaryota; Metazoa; Arthropoda; Insecta; Hemiptera; Aphididae. Gene Ontology annotation, molecular function: ATP binding; protein serine/threonine kinase activity. The record is from RefSeq and is a predicted model, not a curated record. Gene Ontology annotation, cellular component: cytoplasm; cytosol; axon.
CGCUCCGAUUGGGUCAAUGUCUGCCGUCUGGUGCUGCGUCCGCCGUCGUUUCCAAAAUGGAGACACAGCCGCGCCGAACUCGUGAUUAAAACACGAUUUACGAACGACCCAAGACGAAAGCUCGUUUUUCGACGACGACGAAGACCAGCGCCGAUCGUUUCGGCCACUCAAAUUUAGUAUAGAUUCCCGUCGGAAAAAAGUCGAACUAUAAUAAAAUAUUAUUCUCGUCCGUUUCUCCCGCGGUCGAGGAGUUUGGUCAGUCCGUUAACGCCAAGCCGCGGUCUGCGUGUGCGCGCGCUCGCGUGUGUGUGUGUACCGUGUUUGAGUGUGCGUGCGCGUACUGCGUACAGUCCGUCGUCGUUUUCCAAUGUGCUGCUCUGCCGCCGCCGCCGCCGCCACCACUACCCUCAGGUAGUAGCGUACACUAGCGUAGUAUGUGGGCCGCGAACCAGGCCAGAUAGGCGUAUCAGAAAAAUUUCUUCUUUUUUUUUUAUCAAUAAAAAAAAGUGCGGAGCAAUAAAUCACGUUUCCUUUUCUCGUUCCGUUUUGUACGGCACACAUUUUCCAUUACCACCCGUGUGUGUAUGUGUUUACGCCGAACUCGCGAGUUCUCACGAAUUAUGUAAAACCGAAGAGCAGCCCCCCGCCGCACACUUGGUCGACGACGCCGACGACGACUGCUGUCUGCUACGAGACGACGACGACGACGACGACAACGACGACGGUUGGUAAAAGAGCUUCUCCGAGGAGAGAACUCGACGACGAUUUUCACACCACCCGCCGGUGGACAUGAGCGGAAGGCCCAGGACCACUUCCUUUGCAGAAGGAAAUAAGACUUCUCCGAAUCCUCCUCUGGGCGGAAUUAAAGUCAUAAGUAAAGAUGGCAGUAAAGUCACUACAGUUGUGGCAAAUCCCUGCCAGGGACCAGAUCGACCCUUGGAGGUGUCAUAUACGGACACAAUGGUUAUCGGCAAUGGAAGUUUUGGUGUUGUAUACCAAGCCAAAUUAUGUGAUACAGGAGAAAUGGUCGCUAUUAAAAAAGUUCUUCAAGAUAAAAGAUUUAAAAAUCGUGAAUUACAAAUAAUGAAACGCCUAGAUCAUUGUAACAUAGUGAAAUUGAAAUUCUUCUUUUAUUCAAGUGGUGACAAGAAGGAUGAAGUUUAUCUAAAUUUAGUUUUGGAAUACAUACCAGAUACUGUAUAUAAAGUUGCUCGUCAUUAUAGCAAAUUAAGGCAAACAAUUCCGAUUAACUACAUAAAGCUGUACAUGUACCAGUUAUUCCGAAGCUUGGCUUAUAUUCACUCAUGCAUAUGUCAUCGUGAUAUUAAGCCUCAAAAUUUGUUAUUAAACCCUGAAACGGUAUUGAAAUUGUGCGAUUUGGCAGUGCUAAGACUCUUUCAAGGUGAACCUAAUGUAUCCUACAUAUGUUCAAGAUACUACCGAGCACCUGAACUGAUAUUUGGUGCUAUAGAUUACACUACAAAAAUUGAUGUAUGGAGUGCUGGUUGUGUAUUAGCAGAACUUAUGUUAGGUCAGCCAAUCUUCCCAGGAGACUCUGGUGUUGAUCAAUUAGUGGAAAUUAUAAAAGUCCUUGGCACACCAACAAGAGAACAGAUUAGAGAAAUGAAUCCCAACUAUACAGAAUUCAAAUUUCCACAGAUUAAAUCUCAUCCUUGGUCAAAGGUUUUCCGUAUGCGGACACCAGCAGAAGCUGUAGAAUUGGUGUCAGUGUUACUUGAAUAUACUCCAUCACUUAGGGUGUCUCCAUUACAAGCAUGUGCUCAUGCAUUUUUUGAUGAGCUAAGAGAUCCGCUCCAUAGAUUACCAAAUGGACGAUCAUUACCUCCACUAUUCAAUUUUACACAAUUAGAAUUGAGUGCAGCUGGGUCUUUGAAAUCUGCUUUGAUACCCAAGCAUUUAAAAGAUUCUGUAGGAAGCGGAAAUGAAGCAUCUGCAGCUAGUGGUGGUCCAUCUACUCCAGAGAAUAUUAAUCCAGACAGUCCAAAUCACCCUUCUUCAUCGACUACUUCCAGGCAACCUUCAAAUGAAAUAGUUUAAAAGUGCGACCAAAAAAUGCCUUGGCAAUCAAACCACUCACAAACAUAUUAAGGUAAUAUAUAUGUACACUGAAAAAAAUCUUACAAAUUCAUCAUAUCUGUAUUGUUUUUUGUAUUUAGUUUUAAAAAAAGUACAGUCUAAGGUUGUCAACUUUGUUAUUAGGUAAAAUUGUUGAUACCUAAAAUUGCCUUAUGAAAUGAAUGAAUUACGCAAUUUUAAAACAUUUUUAAGCUCAUUUCAAUAUUACUAACAACCAUUUUUUCUUUUUGUUACAAACUUAAAACAAAAUUAUUGGAACUAAUAAUCAGUCUUAUUUUAAUCUAAUAUUAUUAUGUUGUUGUUUUUCCCUUUUUUUAUGGUAAGGUAUUUGUUUUUUUUUCUCAGAGGAUCUCGUCAAACGUGUAGCCUUUUAAAAAUUAAAUUCAAAUUUUGAUUUAGUUCCCAAUUACUUGCCUUUUGUGUUAUUUUUAAGUCCAAAGAUAAUUGUAUAAACAAUUAAAUGUGUUAAUAUAUACUAAAAUAAACUCGUGUAAAUAUAGUGCAAAUUCUUAUGGUUUUGUAGUGUAUUUUUUAUGUUUGUAAGUGAUGUGAAAGCAUUCUUUAAAGGGUUAGGUCUAAAGCUUUUAUUCAAUCAUAAUACAUAUUAAUACAAAUGUAGAGUACCUAAUUGUUAAUUUCAUAAACUACAAAUGAUUUGUAUAACAUAAAAUUGCAGGUGUUUAAAAACUUA